AUGGAAAACUUCAAAACUCAGCGUCUCGGGGGUCAGGGUUCGCAACAGACCUCGGGAGAAACUGGCACUGCGACUACUGGCAGAAGGCGCACGGUGCGUCGCAAACGGGGCACUAGCGGUGCCACAGUGCGUCGGCCGGUGCGAGCGAAAGGAGCGCACGACGUGCAACACCCAGCCGCUGCGUCGAGCUCGGAGAGCACUGCUCACAGGGAUUCUUGGCAUGGUCCGGAAGAUGAGCAUCCAAAGGGAGUGCUGGGCGCGACGCAGUCGACCAAAAAAACCGUCGUGACUUACGAAACCAAGUUGGCGGCAAGCUUCGAAGAGCACCAGUCCCCGGCGCGUGUGCCUGUCGGACCGGCACAAACGCCCACGAACGAGGCGGGAAGCGCGAGCGGAACCAUGCCAUUGUCACCACAGCAAACUACGGUGACACUGGGCACACCCAAGGGAGAUCCCAUGGCUCGGGCGCUGGCGCGCUGCAAGUCACCGGAGCGUCGUGGCCCCAGAACACCGCGGACUAUCGAGCCAGCUCUGUCUGGCGAGCGCAUAGGCGAGAAUGCCCGGGCGGAGCAGGUGCCCAAGGCUCCGCACCGCGACGCCUUUUACGAAAAGGGAGCUGCAUCUGUUGCGCAUGAGCAUUCAGAGACAUCCGUUCCGGCAGAGGCGCCGAGCACAACUGAUCUAAGUACCCAAUCCACUAUCAGCGUCGUCUCUCAAGCGGAAGGACCCAAAAAGCGCGUCCGAAAAAAGCAGAGACAUGGACAAGAGCCGAAGAAUGGUAGGAUGUCUGCGAGCCGCCAAAAGCAUGCGCAUGCCAGUACGGAUGGUGGUGCGCCUGAAGCUGCCACAAGUUCGCUUCUGUCGCGAACAGCGCUUACGGUGAGUCCUUCCCGCGGGAAAACUGAGCAUGCUGCAGAAAGCAUCAAGAAAGAGACAGCAAUUAGGGGUGCAACAGCGAGCAAGGUCCAGGAGGAUAAUCGGCGAUCGGCCUUUGCGAGCAGCGACAAAGUGGGGCAAGAAGAAAAGGAUUCAGCGGAAAGGCGUCCAACUCGCCUCGGGCACGUGUCGAAGAAGAGCGUAGCCACGGGCGCGAAUGCGCCUAUUGCAGACACCAAAUCGGUAUCGCCACCACUGCACCAACUGAGUGCUACAGACAAGGAGCGCUUCCAUGCCCCGGAAACCGGGUUUGCGUCUACGACUAGCAGGCGCGAGUCGCAGACUGCAUCAGAGUUGCAAAAGCACCAAAUGUCUAUGAAAGAUGCGCAUGCAAGCAGCGAGCGCAACGAACCGUCACGGAAGAAGCGGGCCGCUGCGCUGUUACAACCCGCUGCGCUCGAGACAGACGCGCAAUCGGGUACAAAGCACAGUAGCCCCUAUCGAACAGCGGCAUCAGCGCCGACGAUAGAAACUAGACAGAAAACGAAGCGCCCUGUAGACUCGAAACCAGCGCUGGAACCUGCAAUGCCGCUGAAGAGACCAGCCUCUGAACCAGCUGGUGUCGACACGGACCCCAGACACCAUCGCUCAGCAGAGGCGACUGUAGCGCAGCUGCCAGCCGAGCGUCGUGGUACGAGGCGCGUCCCAGCGAAGCGAGAUGCCACCACCGAAGCCCAGCCUGCACCCCCGUCUCUGGAUCACGAUGCAGCUGAGCGCCUUGGUGACAUACGUUUCAACGAUCAGUGGAAUUUAUUUUUCGAUCAUGACAAGGGGCGAUUUUAUCCGGUCCAUUUCGCCAUUCAUCCGAACGCGGCUGACGCUGCAGCCAUGCACGCUGAAAUUGAAAACAACGCCACUUUACAGCAAGAGCUCCGUGAGCUCGUUUUCACUAUCUGUCGCCUGCCGGUUUUGCCGCCACGAUGUAUUUUGACCCCCUCCAUGCUUGUUGAAAUUGUCUUGGAGGACAGAGCCGAUCUGCGCGGCUUGCUUGCUGGCAAAUAUGCGCUCUGGCGCGGCGAUGUACCCGUAUUGCCGGACAAGUUCUGGUACACAUUUCUUAUUCAAAAACUGCUCUGA
Messenger RNA from Cyanidioschyzon merolae strain 10D, 2013 nucleotides. RefSeq lists its product as hypothetical. The coding region runs from base 1 to 2013 and encodes 670 amino acids. The transcript has a single exon. The record is from RefSeq and is a predicted model, not a curated record. Lineage: Eukaryota; Rhodophyta; Bangiophyceae; Cyanidiales; Cyanidiaceae.